Molecule: messenger RNA, 1464 nt
Organism: Clonostachys rhizophaga
Lineage: Eukaryota; Fungi; Ascomycota; Sordariomycetes; Hypocreales; Bionectriaceae
Source: the annotation of a GenBank genome assembly
AUGCCGGUGACUCUCCAAGUCGCCAAACACGAUUCAAAUCCCGUCGGUCAGAAUGUGAAUACAGACCACGGGGGCUCGCAAGAUGUGCUAAAUAAGCUCAUCCACUCACCCGUCGUCCUGGAACAGGCAGACGGCGAGGCUGGCCCGAUUCUUGUCACCGGUUUGGGCCAGCAGACAUCCUUUACCGAUGCUAAAUUAAAGGAGAUGAGUUUCAGCGUCCAGGACCACGGCCUGAUUCGUGCCGCCUACUACGCAUAUUCCAAUCAUCACAAUCUGGUCCUCCGGCCAGAGGAUAUCUGGUUUGCCAUCUUAACCCAGUUCAGCUUCUACGUCAAUGCAAACUCGGAAAAGCUUCGCUCGUCCUUUGUUGCGCAUGAAGGCAAGAAGGGCCUGGUCCUCCGUGACUCGGGCCAAGCUGACAUGGGCCUCAUGUGUCGCAACAUGACCAAGCUCAUCGAUGAGAACAUUGUUGACGAGAAGCUGCGUGAAUGGAUCCUGCCAUCCUUCACAACCACGACCGUUGAUGACGAGGUGGUCGCUGCCGUCAUCAUGAUGGGCACCCUCCAGAGGUACUUUGAAUACCUGUUUGAUGCCUUUUGCUGCGGCAUCCCGCGUGUCACCUUGCUGGGCGAGCUGAGCGACUGGGAGGAUAUCCAGCGACGCAUCGAGAAGCUGACCGAAUAUGGCGAGGAGCCGAGCCGGUUUUGCGAACUGCUCCGGCCGAUCCUGCAGUACAUGAUUCUCUCCUUCAAGACACCAGAAGACCUUGAGGUCGUGGACUUUUGGAGCAAGAUCAUCAGCCAUACUGCGGGCAGCGGGGUGAACUAUCUGGACGGGUGGUUGGUCGCAUUUUGCUUCUGGGAUGAGAAGGGCAAGUGUCGCGUCAAAGAACCCGAGUAUUUUAGUUACUCGUCCCAGAGAACACCCUCGAUCAAGGCUCCUUAUCACUGGGUGGAUUUCCAUGAUGUACCUUGCGGAUUUGUUUCGUGCCCUUUGACGUAUAUAUCUCCGGACAAGGAGGUCAUAAGCGCCAGGUUACUGGCUGGGCUGGCUGGAUUCGAGUUGAGCAAGUCCAUCUACGAAAGCCUCCCUAUCGCCGAGGUUGAAAGCAAUACUGCGGCGAGUGAAGAGGAGAAUAAAAACCAAAGCGGCCUCUUUCGUCUAUUUUCCAAGCUAAUGGCCACAGACACGCCAGGAGAGCAGCUUCAUCCAAGUACACCAGGCAAACCGCGGCUUUCGCUGCUCCACAGCGAGAAGGCAUCGCACGAGUCAGACACUAUCCAGCCUGUCUCUGGGUGGUGGAUGUACAAGGACGAGGCUGGAGAAGAUGAUGGCAAGUCGCGCUCCCAGCUUUAUCAAGACAAGAUGGCGAAUGAGUGGAAUGGUCAGGUGAGCACAGGUUAUAUCCAGAAGGACGGUAAGAUGGUAGUCAAGGACGAACUACCACGCGACCACUUUAUGUAG